Colossoma macropomum (tambaqui) is the source of this 2890-nucleotide messenger RNA. RefSeq names its product E3 ubiquitin-protein ligase RING2-A-like. Bases 288 to 1412 code for a protein of 374 amino acids. NCBI's taxonomy places the organism in Eukaryota, Metazoa, Chordata, Actinopteri, Characiformes, Serrasalmidae. The transcript has 7 exons. The record is from RefSeq and is a predicted model, not a curated record. Gene Ontology annotation, cellular component: ubiquitin ligase complex; PcG protein complex. Gene Ontology annotation, biological process: negative regulation of DNA-templated transcription. Gene Ontology annotation, molecular function: chromatin binding; ubiquitin protein ligase activity.
GUCUGGAGGAGGUAACAUCCGGAGAAACGGGGCAAGUUGCAACAAAAAUAUCAACAAUAAUCAGAUUUGAUCGAUUUGAAUGUUCUGGAUUAAAUUCACCGGAAACGCGGAUCCAGCGGCGCUGCAGCGGGCUGGAGAUGAAGCUCCGUGAGGAGAGGAAGGUGCAGUGAAGCUGCUGCGUUUCACAGAGGAAGAAGGAGAAGAAGAAGAAGAGGAUCUCAGAGACCCCAAACAGAAUCAGAGCUGAACUGAGAACUCUAACACCUCCAACACCUGGAAACACGGCUAUGAUGGCGAAUCCGCUCAGUGUACAGAUGCCCAGUAAGUCGUGGGAACUGAGUCUGUAUGAGCUGCACCGAACUCCACAGGAGGCGAUUGUGGACAGCACAGAGAUUGCCGUGUCUCCCAGGAGCCUCCACAGUGAGCUGAUGUGUCCCAUCUGCCUGGACAUGCUGAAGAACACUAUGACCACCAAAGAGUGCCUCCACCGCUUCUGCUCUGAGUGCAUCAUCACUGCGCUCAGAUCAGGUAAUAAAGAGUGCCCCACCUGUAGGAAGAAGCUGGUCUCUAAGCGCUCUCUGCGGAGAGACCCAAACUUCGACGCUCUGAUUUCCAAGAUUUAUCCGAGUCGGGACGAGUACGAGGCUCAUCAGGACCGCGUUCUGGAGCAGCUGAGCCGACUGCACAACAAAACCGCGCUGAGCUCCAGCAUCGAGGAGGGGCUCCGCAUGCAGGCCUUACACAAGCCUCAGCGUGUGCGGAAACCUCAGCAGGAGAGCGAUAACACCACCUUCAGCGGCGGAGAGGACAACGCUGACUCUCGCUCGCACGUCUCACAUGACUCCGCCCCUUCUCACAUGAACUCCGCCCCCUCCAGCCACGCCCCAGAGGCCGGGCCCAGUCGCAGUAAGAGGCAGCGAGGGUCCGACGACUCGGAGGCUGAAGGGGAGAGCCGUAGACCCCCAGGCCAGAGCCCCACCUCCGAGAUAGAGCUAGUGUUCCACCCACACCCCUUACUGGCCAACACGCAGCACUACAGCCAGACCAGGUAUGUGAAGACCACAGCCAACGCUACAGUGGACCAUCUGUCCAAGUACCUGGCUCUGCGAAUCGCUCUGGAGGAGCAGCAGAGGGACACGCACUCGAAUACACAGCGGCCUGCAGAGGGAGAAACAGGAACGAGGGAGGAGGGAGGAGGGAGCAGCCUGCAGAACGUCAGUGAGAAACAGUACACCAUCUACAUCACUACAGCCGGAGGACAGUUCUCCACGUUGAACGGCUCUCUGACGCUGGAGCUGGUGAAUGAGAAGUACUGGAAGGUGAGCAAACCUCUGGAGCUUUACUACGCUCCCACCAAAGAACAGCAGCAGCAGCCACAGAAAACACCGCCGACCGGACCCUCACAGCCAUGAAGGACGAUAAAACUCCAAUCACUGCAGAUUCAGUUCACUUCUUGUGUGACUGUGUUGGGCCUGUAGGCUCUAAACCACACCUGUGUCAGACUCCAGUCCUCGCAGGCCAAAGCUCUGCAGACUUCAUCACACUGUCUCAUUAAACACACCUGAUUCAGAGCGUUAGAUGAGGGUAAACGCUGAUCUCCACAGCACUCUGGCCCAGAAGGUCCCCGGUUUGACAUGCCAGGUCUAAAGGAAGGUCGGAGGUUAUUCCACAAGGCAGGGUUUUAUACGCACACUAAUAACUCCAGUGUAUGUACUCCUGUUUUUUUAUAAAAUCUAAUAACGUUUUACAGCUUUUUAAAGAUUCACAUAGUAGAAAACAGUCAUUUAAAGGAGUUUUACAGAUGUAGAGAAAAUAUAUGCUGAAAGUUUUUUAACAGAUCAUGGGUUUGUUCAUCUGUGAGCACAAAAUCAGAGGAAAACAAUUGGGCACAAUUUGGUUAGUCAGAUCAUUUAAACCCAAAACUCAGGCCUGUCCAAUAAGAGCCGAUCUAAUAGUGUUUUUUAUUUGAUAAUCCUCACUUUGAAACCCUGCUCUGUGAAACACCUCCCAGAUGCGUAAAUAACACACACGAGAAUUUUAUAUACAGCGUACGAGAACCUCUGCAGCCACUUCAGAUUUCAGAUGAAAUUUAUUGAUAUCCUGUUUAUAAAUCACACCUCAUGAGAGAUUGCUUGGACACAGAACUUUGCAUCACUCUUUACUUCUUAUUAGAUGCACCAGAAAAUCACAAAACGAAUAUGAUUCAUAUGUGGAGUCAUAACAUAUUGUCACCAAAAUGAUGGUGUUAUUAUUAAAAUAGAUUAAAAAUGUUUAUAAAACACUAAAAAACACAAAUCCUUUCAUCACAGGUGUUAUAUUAAUAGGAACUUUACUGAUAACAAGUCAACUUUAAAAAGUCAACACUCUGUCAUUAUUUGCACUGAUGAGCAACUUAGAAAACCCAUGUUUUGUAACCCACCCUGUGUUGUUCUUGUGCUGGUUGAUCUAUUAAGUCCCAUCAUCACUUUUUAAAGACGGUAGUCCUACAUGGUUUCCAUAAUCCUUAAAAUCUGAAAUGAUUCGGUUCUCACUGGGUUUUAUACCACUGUUCACCAUUAAAACCAGCGAACGUCCCAUCCUUACUAUGAGUAGGUUAGUUCUCCUCACCUUCGUAGGUCAAACUGGUCGUCCGACUGUAAACACCUGCUGUUUGUGCCCCUCUGUUCACUCCUGCCUUGUUUAAUACGGCACUUCUGUCCUGUUGCUAUUGUACAAAUUUUGUAGCAUUUAGUACAGAUUCUUAAUGACCACAUAUUUAUAUAUGAUAUUGCUUUGGCAGUUUAUGCAGACGAUUGAUUCAGAUUUAUAUAUGUAUAUGCAAAAAAUAAGGUUUAAGAUGAAUUAUGAAUUGAGUUUUCUUUGUUUUGAAUUAAAAGAUCUACCACAAGAA